Alternaria burnsii is the source of this 2913-nucleotide messenger RNA. Its product is annotated as 3-isopropylmalate dehydrogenase. The coding region runs from base 1 to 2913 and encodes 970 amino acids. Lineage: Eukaryota; Fungi; Ascomycota; Dothideomycetes; Pleosporales; Pleosporaceae. The record is from RefSeq and is a predicted model, not a curated record. Gene Ontology annotation, molecular function: magnesium ion binding; NAD binding; oxidoreductase activity, acting on the CH-OH group of donors, NAD or NADP as acceptor. The transcript has 7 exons. Gene Ontology annotation, biological process: DNA-templated transcription.
AUGGAACAUAAUCAGGAUAGGUACUCGCCAUCCGAUGUCUCCCUGGAGGAACACCGACCUUCGAAGCGACAACGAACAUUGGGACAGCCUGCUCGCGAAGUUGGCCUGAUGCGCAGCGUUCCAGAUGAUCAAUAUCCAGGUUUUGUCGGCAGCGCCAGUGGAAUCUUCUUCAUCAGGUCGGUGUAUAGUGCGAUCCGGCCGUCCACAGUGCCUACAGGUACUACCGCAGAAACGCCUGGGAGCGAUAUCGUGCCGGGUGAAGAUGAUCAUCUACCUCUAGUGCAGCCCAACUCUUCUGAGCGAUUAUGGCGAGACGCUGAAAUUGCGUUCAGCCAGACACCUCGCAUAUCAUUUCAAGACCUGGUCACAUUUUCUGGGAGCUAUUUCGCCAAUUGGCAUACGCUCUACCCCUUCCUACACGCGCCGACUAUGUUAGAGUACUUCGACUGCUAUGCAAAGAACGGCUUUCCUGAACAUGAUACUUCGGAAGAGCUUGAUCUGGUGAUAGUUCGAUCGAUCAUGUCCAUCUCGCUUGCAGACCAUCGACAAUCCUCUGGGCAUGGAUGUAUUCAAUACCCUGCCUGUAUCGUCUUUCCGUCAUACGAUGCCGCUGUCGAUAGCCUUCGAGCGAUUCUUUCACGUCCCACAAGCAUACUCACGCUGCAGGCCGCUCUGAGUGUGCAGCUCUUUCUAGUGUCCAUGCUCCGCUUGAACGCAGCCUCACGCAUCGGAGGGCUCAUCAUGCGCAUGGCCGUGCAGUUAGGCCUUCAUCGCUGCCCAGCUAGGUUUUCAGCUUUCACGACAAGUGCAAGAGAACUUCGGCAACGUGUAUUUUGGUCACUGUAUGCCAUCGAUCGGUUCAUUUCCCAGUCCAUGGGCCUACCGCUCGGCCUGCACGAUGACGAUAUCGACGUAUGCUUCCCAUUAGCAGAACACCACCCACAGACGCAUAUUGAGCCUUGCAUCAAACUUCGUCUGCUGCAUCUUCAAGCGCAGCAAGCUAGGUUACGCGGCGAAAUUAUAGAAUUGCGCAACAAGUCGUUACACUACGUUCAGAACGAUCCCGAUAGAGCGACCUCGAUCAUAGCCAAGCUAAGCCAGUGGUGGAAUGAUGUUGAGGACUAUAUCGAUCCGGACAGCCAAUCUGGAGCUUCUACCUACGCGAUCACUGUCUUGACACUGCUUAGACACGAGUCGAUCAUCUCGUUGUAUCGCCCAGUCUUGGCCACCUCUCGCAAAGACGUCGCAUACGACGCUGCCUUACAACAGUGCAUCAAUUCUGCGCGUAGCAUCAUCACCACUUUACACAGCGCCAUCCAGACCAAGUCUAGUAUCGGAACGAUUCAUAAUCCACUAGCUUUGUUGUGGCCCUCUUGCACAUGGGCUGUAUGGAUCAGUACAUUCAUCAUGUUUUACGCUGCUCACGAGAGCCGUAUCGCCCAUACUGUUGUCGUGAGAUUCGCAGACAAAAGCCUCGACAUACUUCAACAUCUUGGGCGACGCGGCAGCACAUGGCCUGAAGCAAGCUCGGCUGCCAUUCGUGACUUACGAGCUCGAAUACUACACAAGCCUAUCCAAGCUUUUGCUGGGCAUAGGCCAAACGUCUCUGGAGACCCUUCCAUCAUUCAUCAAAGCGAGUCGAGCCUACGUUCGGUCUUGCACGAACCUGCCAGUAAAGACGCUCCAGAUCAAAAUGAUGGUCAAGUGGUCAAUGGCGUUGUGCAUCACCACGAUACAUGGGACAAGCCAUCCAAUUCAUUAUUCACGGUUGCCACGCCCAUUCUCAAUCCUUGCUUUCAGCUCGUCAACAACAUGUCUUCAGACGCCAACAAACGCACACACUCUAUUGCGACUAUGGGCGCUGAUGGUAUUGGCCCUGAAGUUGUCAAUGCCGGCGUUCAAGUCUUGAAGAAAUUGGCACAACUAGAUGGCACAUUCAACCUGCAAUUCGAAGACUACGAUUGGAGUUCUGAGACCUACAAGAAGACUGGUCAAUACAUUCCGGAUGGAGGAUUAGAAAAGCUCAAGAAGCAUGAUGCCAUUUUAUUUGGUGCUGUAGGCGCGCCAGACGUGCCUGAUCACAUUUCCCUUUGGGGCUUGCGGCUUGCUAUCUGCCAGACUUUCCAGCAGUAUGCGAAUGUUCGGCCGACCAAGAUUUUCCGAGGAACAUCGUCGCCCUUGCGCAAUGCGGAGCAUGGUGAUCUGGAUUGGGUAAUCGUCCGAGAAAAUUCUGAAGGUGAGUACGCUGGACAAGGAGGCCGAUCGCACAAAGGCCAAAAAUGGGAGACGGCUACAGAGGUUUCCAUCUUUACUCGUCAUGGCGUGGAACGACUUAUACGCUUCGCCUUCGAAACAGCUCAGAGCAGACCAAGAAAACAGAUAACAGUGGUCACCAAGAGUAACGCGCAACGUAACGGCAUGGUUAUGUGGGACGAGAUUGCAGCUGAAGUUGCGAAAGACUUCCCCGACGUCAAGUGCGAUAAAAUGCUCGUCGACGCCAUGACGUGCCGGAUGGUUCUUGACCCAAAAUCGUUAGAUACGAUAGUAGCGACGAACUUGCACGCGGAUAUUCUUUCCGACCUGGCAGCCGCAUUGGCAGGUUCCAUCGGCAUCGCUCCUACCAGCAACCUCGAUCCCACACGCCAAAACCCGUCCAUGUUCGAACCAAUCCACGGCUCAGCUUUCGACAUUACUGGCAAGGGUGUCGCAAACCCGGUGGGAACCUUUUGGACAGCAUCUGAAAUGCUAGCAUGGCUAGGCGAGGAGCAAGCUGCGAAGAGAUUAAUGGAGAGCGUGGAAGCCAUCACUGAGCGAGGCAUUGCGACUCGCGAUCUUGGGGGCAAAGCGUCAACAAAGGAGGUGACCGAUGCGGUCUGCGCUGAGCUAGAGAGCAUGUACAGUACAAGUCAGUAG